Culex quinquefasciatus (southern house mosquito) is the source of this 7669-nucleotide messenger RNA. It is a transcript of the gene CASK, whose product is annotated as peripheral plasma membrane protein CASK. Gene Ontology annotation, cellular component: plasma membrane; cell-cell junction. The record is from RefSeq and is a predicted model, not a curated record. Gene Ontology annotation, molecular function: ATP binding; protein kinase activity; signaling receptor binding. The transcript has 21 exons. NCBI's taxonomy places the organism in Eukaryota, Metazoa, Arthropoda, Insecta, Diptera, Culicidae. Gene Ontology annotation, biological process: protein phosphorylation; regulation of neurotransmitter secretion. Bases 1765 to 4623 code for a protein of 952 amino acids.
GAAGUGGUUGUUGUUGACUUUGCGACGGUGUCACACUUGUGUGUGUGUUGGUGAGAUCCUUCACCAGCGUGUGAGUGGGUCGGACUUUUCCACCCAAGAAGAGCCCAAAGGGGGAGGGCACGUGAAAAUGAGUGACCGGCGCUGAGUGGCUCGAGGAUUGUGAAGAAUCUACUCCGGGGACGAGAGAGAUCUGUGCUUCUUGUACGCUUCCUGUCAAAGGUGUCCUGGCCUGCUGUGUUCUUGCUUUUGCUAUCCGCGUCCGUUGUUUUGAUGUGCUUACGUGCCCGGAAGUACCGGAAGUGUGUGUGGAAGUGCGUGCUCUAGGUUGGGACGACGCCUGAAUCGGUGCUACGGAAAGAUUCCUUUGAAGCUCACUCAAAAGAAGAAUCGGAUACUGUGGGUUGGGGAAGCUUCUUCAAGUUUCUGUUUUUCUUGUGUAUGUGUGUGCGCGUGUAUUGGGGCUGGUGUUUUUCUUCGUGACGGAUCUGAAAUUUUCACGGCAGUGUAAUUUCCAUGGAUUGCUCGGAUUUAUAACUUGGGUCGAACGCCUGCUGUGAUCUACCUGACCAGUUGUGCCAGCAUCUCUCUGAGCAGUGUAAGAUAGGGUGGGUUUGUGUCACUGGAGGUGCUCCAACUAGUCAGAUUUUCCAGGGUCGAGUGCCCCACCCUCCGACACGUAAGCCUGGCAAAAAUACUGCCUUGAAGGUCGGUUCUACAAGUGCUAGUUGGUCUGUACCCAGAAAUAUAAGUGUCUAACGGGUUCCAGAAUGCGGUGAAGCUUUCAAAGACAUCCCCAGGUUGACCGUAAUUGAUCAUCGGAGUCCGCCACCACGGAUUUGACAGAAGUAGACACGGUCUAGUGGGUUUCCAAGUGUGUGAGUGUGUGGCCGUGAUUGAGGGAGGCUGCGCAGGGGUUGUGGACAAGCCGGAACUCACCCCGGCGUCGUGAGAGACCAGCAACCGUGUGUGCUGUAACGCACACGGGGUUCUGUAACGGUAUUCGUGAGCCACAGGAUUCUGCCAAGGAUCCACGAAGCCCCAUAAGUUCCAAGCAGGUCAGUGUUACAGGAAAACCCGAACCGAGCAGACACACCGGCGCACGCAACCCCGGUGUGUGUUUCGUCCCUCCGGUGGACGCCGGUGGAAAGCAGCUGGCCUUGUGAGGGGGGAGCGCCCUCUGCGCCAGUUUGGAGAUCUUAAAAAUGUGAACAACUCUUGAAGCGGAAGUGCUACGUCGUUGGUCGUCACGAUUAAAGUGAUCUUUGAUUUUCGAGACAUUGUAAAAAUACUGUUCAUCGGUAAUUUUUUAUUGUUUGUUUGUUUUUUUUUUUGAGUUAACAAUCUCGCUUAUAAUUUUCGCGCGAGGUUUUUGGGUCGUCGUCGCGAUCGCGGAGAUUCGGCUGAACGUGACGUAACGUGCAAGCGAUUCAACCCAACCCAAAAAAAAAAAGGAUCAAAAAUUAGUGAUAACGGCACUAACAGAAGAGAGUAAACAAAAGUUGAAUAAUAAUUAGACGGAGCUACACGAGGCGCGAAGGCGCUUAUCUUUUGAAUUGGUGGUGGUGGGGGUACAAGGCGGAAAGGCGAAAGCAAAACAAGGUGCAAGAGGUGCAGAGUAGAGAGUAUUGUCGUUAUUCGAGGUGACGGUGCGUGAAAUCGGAAAGAAGCAGGAAGAAGGAAGUCUCGGAUUCGGGGGGUUAUAUUGAGGAAAAGCUGUAACACACUAAACAGAGCAAACUGGAACCGGAGGAAGGAGGUGGCACCAUGGCGGACGACGAAAUCCUCUUCGACGAUGUGUACGAGCUGUGCGAGGUGAUUGGAAGGGGUCCCUUCUCGAUCGUCCGUCGGUGCAUUCAUCGCGAGUCCAACCAGCAGUUUGCAGUGAAAAUUGUCGACGUGGCCAAGUUCACCGCCAGCCCCGGCCUUAGCACGUCCGAUCUGAAACGAGAAGCAACAAUAUGUCACAUGCUGAAACAUCCUCACAUUGUCGAGCUGCUGGAAACGUACAGCUCCGAGGGCAUGCUGUAUAUGGUUUUCGAAUUCAUGGAAGGUUCCGACAUCUGCUUUGAAGUGGUCAGACGUGCCGUGGCCGGAUUCGUGUACAGCGAAGCAGUGGCAUGCCACUACAUGCGCCAGAUUCUGGAGGCGUUGCGCUACUGCCACGAGAACGACAUCAUCCACCGGGACGUGCGACCGGCGUGCGCCCUGUUGGCCACCGCGGACAACUCGGCCCCGGUCAAGCUCGGCGGGUUCGGAUCGGCCGUCCAGCUGCCCAGCGGCCGCGAAUCGGUGGAGACGCACGAACCGCACCGGUCGUGCUUGAGUCCCCGAGGAAAGCUCUACCUUAAAUCCGACAGUGAUGGUCGCGUCGGCUGUCCACACUACAUCUCGCCGGAGGUCGUGUCCCGGCGGAUCUACGGCAAAGCGUGUGACGUCUGGGGUGCCGGCGUGAUGCUGCACGUGCUGCUGUCCGGUCGGCUCCCGUUCCAGGGCUCCGGCAAGCGGCUGCAGGAGGCCAUCGCGCGGGGCCGGGUCAUGCUCGACACUCAGGAGUGGAAGCACAUCUCGUCCACCGGCAAGGAUCUGGUGCUUAAAAUGCUCUCGCCGAAUCCAAUUAAUAGACCAACCAUCUCGGAAAUCCUUGAACAUCCCUGGAUGAGGGACCGUGACAAACUUCAGCGGGCGCACCUGGGCGACACGGUCGAGGAGCUGAAGCGGUACAACGCCCGACGCAAGCUGAAGGGUGCCGUCCAAGCCGUGGCCGGUGGAGUUGCCCUGGACCCGCUGUGCUGUGCCGAUACGGACUCAAUGGCCAUUGGGACCGCUUCGGAGAGCUUGAACGAGUGGGCCGACGAGGAGGCCGGUCUGGAGGCCAUCCAGAAGGUUCUGGACUCGCUGGACGACAUUAUUGCCCUGCAGGAUGCGAAUUGCGACCCGGAAGUGCUGGCCAGCAUGCUGCGGGACGUCAAACUGCACGAGCUGUUACAGUUGUACGAUAGAAUAAGUAGUUCCGUUAUUAAUCCGUUGCGGGCUCCGCCCGGGGACGCCAUCAGCCGCUGCCGGGACGUCGUCGAUGCCAUCAGUUCAGCCCCGGGCCACAAGCAGGCCCGCGAAAAAGCCGAACUCAUCAAUCUGCUCGGGUCGUCACACAUACAGGCUCUAUUACACACGCAUGACGUGGUAGCUAGAGAAGUAUACGGCGAGGAAGCGCUCCGCGUCACACCACCACCGAUCGCACCCUACCUGAACGGCGGCAACGACGACAUCGACAAUGGUGACACCGGCGACCUGCAGCACGUCACCCGCGUCCGGCUGGUGCAGUUCCAGAAGAACACCGACGAACCGAUGGGCAUCACGCUCAAGAUGACCGAGGACGGCCGCUGCAUCGUGGCCCGGAUCAUGCACGGCGGCAUGAUCCACCGGCAGGCGACGCUGCACGUCGGCGACGAGAUCCGCGAGAUCAACGGCCAACCGGUCCAGCACCAGACCGUCAGUCAAUUACAGCGCAUGCUGCGGGACGCCCGCGGUUCCGUUACGUUUAAGAUAGUUCCUUCAUAUAGAAGUGCCCCACCACCGGUCGAGCUGUUCAGGAUAAGACCGGCGCCCGUCUUAGUUGACCAGAUUUUCGUUCGAGCCCAGUUCGACUACGACCCGUUGGAUGACGAGCUGAUUCCGUGUGCCCAGGCCGGGAUCGCGUUCCACGUCGGGGACAUACUGCAGAUUAUCAGCAAAGACGACCACCACUGGUGGCAGGCGAGACACGAUGCCGCUGGCGGAUCGGCCGGGCUGAUACCGUCGCCCGAGCUGCAGGAAUGGCGCAUUGCCUGCCAGUCGGCGGACAAAACCCACAAGGAACAAGGAGAAGUAGGGCCUGGUUGCUCAGCACACGCAGAAGGAUGUGACGGAUCUACAGCAGUAAAUUGCUCAAUAUUUAGCCGUAAAAAGAAGCAAUGUCGGGACAAGUACCUGGCCAAGCACAACGCCGUCUUCGACCAGCUGGAUCUGGUGACCUACGAGGAGGUCGUCAAGGUUCCGGUUGGCGAUCCGGCCUUCCAGCGGCGUACCUUGGUUUUGCUCGGAGCCCACGGCGUUGGUAGACGUCAUAUCAAGAAUACCCUCAUAGCUAAGUACCCGGACAAAUACGCUUAUCCGAUACCACACACCACCCGACAGCCGCGACCGGACGAGGAAAACGGUCGCAGCUACUACUUCAUAUCACACGACGAGAUGAUGGCGGACAUCGCGGCCAACGAGUACCUCGAGUACGGCACCCACGAGGACGCCAUGUACGGCACGAAGCUGGAAACGAUACGGCGCAUCCACGCUGACGGCAAGAUGGCGAUCCUGGACGUCGAACCACAGGCCUUAAAGAUACUGCGCACCGCCGAGUUUACGCCGUACGUGGUGUUUAUUGCGGCGCCCCUGCUGCAGAACAUUGCCGAUUACGACGGCAGCCUGGAGCGGCUGGCGAAGGAGUCGGACAUGCUGCGGCAGGCGUAUGGCCACUUCUUCGACCUGACCAUCGUCAACAACGACAUCGGCGAGACGAUAGCGAUGCUGGAGAACGCAAUCGACAAGGUGCAUUCCACGUCCCAGUGGGUGCCCGUGUCGUGGCUGUACUGACAAGAUAGCGAACUAGAAUGCCCGGCCUGUCUCGAGGAGGAGUGCGACUGCGACUGUGACUGCGAGGUAGAUCUCAAGUAAAGGGCAGUAAUUGGUCGGAUGCAAAAGAACAAGAAAAAAACUUACAGGACACCGGUAACCGAACACGGAACUUGAUGUAGUGAAACGUAAACAAGAAACAAACAAAAAAACACAGGAAAUUUAUAACCUUUGGAAUGAAGAAUAAACAGAUUUACCUAAGUUCAACCAUGGUUUACUCACAAAAAGUGAUGUGUCGUGUGCAGCAAACAACAAAAAGUCAGUUAAAUUGAAGUGUUUUGAAAAAAAAUCUAGUUAUUGUUUUAAUAAAACAAAUAAACAAACAAAAAUAUCUACUACUACUACUACUACUACGUCAAACAAAAAAAAGGCCGAUUUUAUAUUAUCAAAGUAGGAACAAAACACAAAACCAUAAAAAAAUGAUAAAUUCACUUACCACAUUGGAAAGUCAUCUUUUCAAGAUCACGAGUCAUCACUUCAGGAUCACUUCAUUUCAGUUAAAUGUCAUUAGUAGGAGAGAAAAAAACACAUUUACGGCGGAAGAAAAAUUAAGAAAAUCAUCGAAUUUCAUAAAGAAAAACAAACAAACAAAUUGUUACUUUCGAAUAAAACCAACAAAAAAAAACAAAGAAGAAAACAUAUAGAAAACGAGCAAAAGCACAAAAACCAACGCGUUUCUAUGGGUAAGAAUGACCAGCUAAAAAUAAAAAAAUGAACACGAAGCAUAAAUAUUAACCAAGGUUGCAGAACACGCGCUCUUAUCCGACUCCAUUUCUACCCACUUUCCCGAUUGCAAAAUAGUAACAAUACCGAAAUCCCAAAACAAACUCACACUUCAAAAGGAAAACAAAACAAGAUUAACUAAUAACGAAGUGAUAGAGCAAACAAAAUAAAACCAACACAAAAGAAAUGGCACACAAAUACACACAAACACGCAGACACUAUGCAAACUAUGCAAAGAGUAAACAAGCGAAACGACAGUUGUCAAAGAACGACAACAAGUAAACCAGAGACAUAAAGAAAAAGAAGAGAAAAGAAAACCGCGGAGGAAAAUAUUAGUUAGACUUGAUAUUAACCAAAAACAAAUGUUAACAUGAUUAUUAAUAAUUAAAGGUAAAAGAAGUAUAAUUAAAACAAAACAGAUGGAAGCAAAGCUAAAAACCGUAUAGAAGGAAUAAAGAAGAGACGGAGACGAGACAGAUGAAACAGCAAAAGAAAUGUAAGGACUAACUAUUAAAAUCCAAAAGUAAUAGAGAAAAAACAUAAUUUAAAGGAUGCGGAAAUGGUUGAGACGUAGCGAGAUUUUUAUCAUUUGAACGAGAACGUAUAAAAAAAAACAUAACAAAACAAAACAGGACGAGUGAAAUUUGACGUUUCAGCAAGUAGCAAAUUCAGCAAACAAGAAAAAAAAUAACACAAACACAGAUUUAUUGGAAAAGUUUCAGGGUUGAAUGGUUUAACUUAAAAAUAGUAGUCAAUCACAAGCGUGGAAGGUGGAAAUUACCGAAAGCAGACAUGAUCCACAAAGUGUGGAUUGUGAGUAGGAAGGAUUCAAAAUUUGCGUUACUAGCCAACAUUUAUCCCCAUUUCCGAGCUGAGUUGUUGAUGUACGUAAUCGUUGUUAAGUUUUACAUUGUUUAUGUUGGUUUCCGUAAGUUAUGCAACGGUUUAAGUUUUUUGAAAACAUUCCUGACGAUCCAGGAAAUGUUAAACACUUUUUUUACGAUGGUUAGUUGAAUUUUGCUUUUUUUAAUAACAGCAGUAUUAUGUUUGAAUUAUGCAUUUUCUUUUAAAAUUGCAAUUUAUAUAUUUUAUUUGAUUAAUUCAAAUAAUGUUUAAAGCAUGUUGCAAAAUAGCCAAUUACUAAUCACAAUGACAACGGUUCGAUAACUUGCUUGUGCCAACGAUGUCAACGUUACACGAUUAUUUCAUUUAAAUUGAAAUAAUAACUAAUUGGCACGUUGACAGAAGCACUAGCAGAAAGUUCUGCUCGGCAAAACAUGCGAGAAAUACUAAAACACACAUUUUAAAUUUUCCUCUACCUUGAACGAAAACACACUCACUCUCACAGACAAACACCCUAUUCCACAAUGAUUUGAGAACUCGGAAAGAUAGAACAAUCAACUGUAUGAAAUCUAAGAGCUUCUUUCUCAAACGUAACAGCCAAACGCUCAAAAAAGGUUUGAUUUUUGCUGUCAAAUUACACAAAAAAUGUUGCUGUGGGUUACAUUCCAACUCUGUCAACAUAUUUUGCACAAUUUUUAGGCAAAAAGUCACACUCGUUAGAAGAAAUUAAAUAAAUUCGGAAAGAUCACUAAAUUCAACAAACAAAAAAAAAUACACAAUAAAACAUUUUUGGACAUUGCAACAUACGCAAAAUAUGCUAUUCAUAUUUAACAAGACACACAAACUUUAACUCACAUACACACACAAACACACACACACAAAACAAAAACAGAAACGGUGUAAACAAUACACAAAAAUAUUCAGCUAACACAAAAUUUCAAUUACCUAAAAAUCCCUGAAAACCGAGCAAGCAUAAGAAAGAAAGAAAACCCGGUCAGCUGAACCUUACAAGCAAAUAAAUUAUGUUACGAUCGCUAAAUUUUACAACUCUGGAGUUUUUUUUUUAAGGUCAAUAAACCAAAUUUCACGUUUUUGCUUUUGGGUGUUUUUGAAACCGCCCUGAGUCAGGGGUAUUAAAAAACACUAAAAAAGCAAAAACUGAAAAUUUGGGUUAUUGGACCUUUAAAAAAAAAACUUCAGAACUAUAUGACUUGAUCAAACAACUGUCAUACGUCAAAGGGCUAAGAUAAAUCGGAAUGUUUAAUGAAAUCGUUCAACCUUUCAAACAGCCAAAAGCAAGCAAAAACAAAAAUCGUUGCGUAAUGAAAUGGAUCCACAGUGGAUACAGCAAACAGAUAGUGUAUUGUAAUAAUAUAAUUUUAUUAGUUUAUUUUUUUGUUUUUGGAUGAGAAAAAAUUCUAAUAAAAUGAAGUUAAUAAAA